Molecule: messenger RNA, 2559 nt
Organism: Amphimedon queenslandica
Lineage: Eukaryota; Metazoa; Porifera; Demospongiae; Haplosclerida; Niphatidae
Exons: 5
Coding region: 168-2492 (774 amino acids)
Biological process (GO): mitochondrial protein catabolic process; mitophagy by internal vacuole formation
Cellular component (GO): mitochondrial outer membrane
Source: RefSeq, a predicted model, not a curated record
UUUCGUUUAUAUAAACAAAACAAACGAAGAGGAGUAUUUACUCCUUCGUCUCCCAUCGCCUCUCCCUGUUCUCUGUCUACAUAUCUCCCUAGGGACCCCCUACCUUUUCUUCCCUGUUCGCUACCAGCCUACAAAACACUACACCAACCAUUGAAACUGCUCUCACCAUGUAUCGUGUGUUCUAUCGUUCUCGUUCCAAAUCAAUUGCAACCACUUCACUCAUGAAACCCGUUGGAGGCUCUGUAGGGCUCACUUCUGCUACUAUAGCUCGUACUCAAAGCAAAACUGAGUUUGAGAUAACCUCAAUCAUGAUACAACAGUUCCUUGUUAAAAAGAAAUAUGAUAAAGUCAUAGAAACACUUAGAGGACUGACUGGAGUUCACAUCUUAAAGUGUCUAGAGAGUUUUCCAUUCAAUGACCUCAAUCAGGCAAUACCUGAGAGCUUCCUUAUCUGGGAGACACUAAUGGUCAAACUACAGAACUCUGAGGGGGAAGGAUACAUUGCUAAAGUUCCUCACGCUGCCUGUCAUGAUCUUGUCUCCAGAACUGGAGCUGUAUUGGCCUAUUUAGAGAAGCAUUCCAAUCCUGAUCUCUACUUUCAGUGCCGACGAGUCCUCAAGAAACUCUACAUGCAUUAUCCAGAGAUUACUGAUCACCUCAUGAAGGAGAAUGAGCACCUCUCGCGUGCCCUGUACACCCUAACGCUCCACAUUCCUUUGGGCAUAGACUCAUCAGCCAUCACUCUACAGCAGGCAAUACAAGAUGAAGUCACAGCAAGCCUCAUUGACCUCAAAGAUGCAAUAGAGCACUUGGAGGAACUACCUUUCCAACUGAGCUCCAACGUGUCCAAUGGAAUCGACAACGGUAAAGUGAAUGGUAGAAAUAGUAAGUAUAACCACUCAUUGACCCAAAGGCAAAUACAAGAGAGACUCUACUUCAACCAGUGCAUAUUGAGAGGUGUAUCUCCUUGUAGGAGGAAGGAUAAUCUAUCACAGCUCCAGGAGAUGCUGGAAAUGAGAAUACAAGGAGACAAAGACGUCCUCUUUCUUUUUGCUAGCUUAAGGCAGCAUCAUCAAGGGCUGGGAGAAGUAGAGCCAGUAGAACCGAAACUAAGACAACAGCAUCACAUGAUUGAGUGUGCUAUUGCUAUGCUUCAAGAGAUAAAGAACGAGCUUGCAAUCAACAGAUCUUCUCUGGCCUCUCCCCCUGCAUCUCAGUUUCCAACUGGUAGAAGAGGAAGUUCUGAUAGCAUUACAUCGACUGAGUUGGUCUCGGGAUAUCCACUAGCAUCUGCAGUCAGUCUUGACCAUUCUCAGUUUAGCCGUGUCCUAGUUCAGCAAGACAAGGUAAGCAGUGGGAUGGGGGCAAGAGGUGGUAUAGCUCAGUAUCGCUCCUCAAGUGAGAAACAGCUUCAAAACAUACGCCCAAUGUCUGCCUCUACCGUCAUGCAACACAGUAACCGGCAAGCUAAUCACAGAUCAGGGAUCAACCCGUCAGGUGUGCUUAUGGAUAAACAGAUCAGCUCCAGCGAUCAAGAGCUGUUUUCUGCUUCCUCCUCUCCUCCACUGCCAGUGGUAGCAGGUGUUAAGAAAAAGGGCGGGUUUAUAAGACGGAGCCUGAGAGGUUCCAUUAAAAGGCUCUCGUCUUCUACCGGUAAUGUCUCCAAUGGAGGGCACAAGACUAAGGGGAAGACCCUUGAGAAUGACUCCAUCUCUACUUUGCUUGAAAUUAAAAAUCAAGAAUUACUGGAGGCACGUGAAACCAUAGCAGCACUAAGAAGGAGAGAGAGAGAACUGACAGAUAGGUUAUCAGAGCAGGCUCAGCGACAUUUACGAGGCAGCGAACACUUUGAAGACAUAUUAAUGGGAGCUAACAGACCGUCCCUUGUAGUCCAAAGAUUUUCAGAGAUUUAUUCGCAAGAAAGGAUCGAAGCAUACGACUUCAUUGUUGAUAUGACCGGCAUGGAAGAUGACAUGCUUAUAUCAACUUUUCUACUCGACAUAUUAAAGUUCUCUUACAAUGCUGCUAAGUGUUCACUGGAAUCAUUGCACAAUGGCUGGAAGAGAUCCCUCGAUAUACAAGAAGGACCCGAUACUGAUGACAGGGAAAUGAACGCCAUCAGACAAUUAGAGACUGCAGUAUCAGUCUAUAUAAGGAAAGUACCGUCAUCUUAUGAGCACAUAAAGGAGAUUAAUAAGAUGGUUUACUGGGACAUUGAGAAGCAGUACAGCAGUCUUCCAUUCUACCAGUCAAUAAUGAAAGGACUCUACGUAGAGAGCUAUAUUGAUGAGUGUGCACUGCUGUCCUGGGAACUAGUGAUACAGAGCCCUCCAAUGGUACUCAAAUACAACGAAACCGAGUACUCGGUUGAAUUACAUACAAGGUUUCACAGUGCUAAUGGUGAGAGUGACAUCAUCAUUGGAUACCAAUGGCCGACAUUAGUGCAUGAGACAUCAGGAGUGGUACUGAGCAGGGGGAUUGUGGUCACGUAACGCAUCAUUUAAUUAUUGUUUAAUUUAUAAUAUUAUUUUGUGUUCAAAAUUUGAACAUUAUUAUUAA